Molecule: messenger RNA, 1440 nt
Organism: Daldinia childiae
Lineage: Eukaryota; Fungi; Ascomycota; Sordariomycetes; Xylariales; Hypoxylaceae
Product: putative transcription factor cmr1 protein
Exons: 4
Coding region: 1-1440 (479 amino acids)
Biological process (GO): DNA-templated transcription
Molecular function (GO): zinc ion binding; DNA binding
Source: RefSeq, a predicted model, not a curated record
AUGCUCCAGAAUAACCAGGCAGCAGCGCUUCUAGUUCUGCUCAUGAUCGCGCAAGGUGCCAAUGCCGUCCCUACGGCGGAAGCAAGGGCUCUCUCAGCUGGUCUGAUCGAGACUUGCCGCAUCUCGCUUUUCGAUAUCAUCGAGAAGGACAUCGAGAUGUGCGCCGACCCUACCGCUCUUCGAUGCGCCUUACUCUUCAUGCUCCUCGGAGCCUGGAGCGGAGAUAAGUGGCUUAUGGACAUAGCCAUGGGUCAACGCGGGAUGUAUCUCUCGAUGCUAAAGCACGCCGGAAUGUUUGAAUCUCAGCCAUCCAUGAUUCCCACGUUCAGUAGCUCCACCAAUGCUGAGCUCCAAUGGCGUUCAUGGCUACACCGAGAAUCCCAAAAUAGGCUGGUGUAUAAUUUUGUCAUGGUGGACCAAGAACUUAGCUUGUUCCAUGAUACGGCACCAAUGCUGUCAACCAGCGAGCUCUGCGCCCCCUUACCUGGUCCCGAGCUACUAUGGAUGUCGGCCAACGCUGACCAAUGGGUCGCUGCCGUACAAUCCAUCUACGGCUGCACUGCAAACGUUAAUCCCCAGCUUCUCACCACACCCCCUUCGCUCACCCCCUCACUCUACGAUCUGUUUCAGGAUCUCCUAAACGAUAAUCUUCCUGCCUAUACCACAUCACAGAUGCUGUCAUGCUUCUCGGAUGUCAUGGGUACACGGCGUAUAGGUAAUAGGACUGGCAUAAAAUCAUCCUUCGAAUCCCGCCGCGACGAGAUCCAGGUCCUGCUGCAGAAGUGGUACGAGCUGACUAUCACCUACUACAAGGCGAACCCGACAUGUGCGACCAGCAAGACUAAUCUGGUGCUCUACCACCUAAUCUCCCUCAACGCGAUUACCAAUUUCCCGGAAAUAGAGAGGCUGGCUCGGCGCGAGGGAUUCGACGGCUCCUACUGGGAACUGUCCCUGCGCCACAAGCGCUGCAUAUCCCAGCGCGAGGAGGCCAUCUUCCACUGCGGCCAGGUGUUCCGGCUGCUACGACGGUCGAUGCCGCGGGACCGGCGGCCCAGCUGGUGGAGCGCGGGUGUCUACCGCGCCACGCUGAUCCUCUGGACGGAUAGCGUCUCGCGGCUCGACCCCAACUUCCAGAAGCGCGACGAGUCCGGGCCUCCGGUCCCCAUCGACCAGGUGACGCCCGAGGACCCCGCCGUCAUCACUUACCUGUGGAACGGCGAGGGCGUGCCGGUGCUAACGCACCAGCGCGACGGCACCAGGGCCAGCCUCGAGAAGCCGGGCGACGUGCUCGAGUACGCGGUCAAGACCCUCGAGGACGGCAGCUCCCGGUUUACCGACGGGGUUAGGCGGAAACUCGUGGCGCUGAGCGGGAACUGGCAAGCGGACGGGCUUCACGGCGCGGGUGCUACAGUGCAGGCGUCUGCUACGAGUUUAUGUUAA